Molecule: messenger RNA, 5032 nt
Organism: Herpailurus yagouaroundi (jaguarundi)
Lineage: Eukaryota; Metazoa; Chordata; Mammalia; Carnivora; Felidae
Gene: IQCE
Product: IQ motif containing E
Exons: 23
Coding region: 1246-3225 (659 amino acids)
Molecular function (GO): protein binding
Source: RefSeq, a predicted model, not a curated record
GAGCGCACCUGUGGGAGACAGAUCCCUUGGUUUUGUCCACCACACAGGUAGCCUCGUUUCCCUGUUGAGCCUUCAGGCCAUUAAACAAGUAAUGAUGACGAGCGUCCACAGAGAAAGCCGUCGCUCCUCCUCUGUGCGGUUUCCAGUGGGUCCACACCCGCCGUCGGCAGGCGUGUCCUUUGCGAUGCCAGGGCGCGGUCGCCACCGUGUCUCCCCAGAUCUGGCACGGGAUCUGCACGUUGAACCUGCUGCCUUCCCUUCCUAAACGUUGGGCAUCAUUUUCACACGCUUCGCUCAAGGAAGACGCUCUGUGAUCGUCACGUGCUAGUUGUACCUUAAAACAUCACUUGUGAAAUGGCGCAGAAAAUCCGUCAGUGGCCGAUGGAAGAUUCUGUUUAUUUGGGGCACACGACCUUCCCCCCGUCCCACAUCAGGUCACGCCACACCUUUAGUCCGGACCCUGUGUUUCAGAUCGCUGGGCUGGAGGGCUGCCCCGUCCCGACAGCGACACCUUACCCACGCCCCACCCCUCUGGCACGGCCAUAUGUUUCCAGUGGAACAUCUGCUGGAAGACUUGUUCCUUAAAGUCCUGAUACUAUGGCCAUAUGGCUUAGUCCGUACUUGUGCUUUUCAGAAGGCAGCAAAGUCCCACGACGACACCGUGUGGGUUCAGCCGCACCCACACGGCUUGCUGAGACACGCUCACCAGCCAGACACAGCCUUCUCGGCUCCCAGGACGGGUGUCAGUUCCUAACUCCCAGCAACCACACCGCGAAUCAACAGCACGGCGAUCAGAGGGGAUUUACGGGUUUAUGUGUGUUCCUCCCUUCCCUUUUUUUAGGAUUUAAAACUGAGUGAGUUAGCACAGAAGCAGUCUUCUCUUGGGAAAUGACAUCCUCGCACUAAAAUUAGGCGGUACAGGUUUUCCUCUACCCCCCACGGCCGGGCAGGAAGGUUUCUACGGCCAAAUAAGGCAUGUAUUAAUGCGCGUGUGUUUUUAAAUGACUUUGGCUUGUUCUUGUCAGGAUCCAGUCCCAGGUCCCUUGUGCCUUGAUGUGAAGAUGAAUAAGAGAGCAUUUAAACGAUGGAGAUGACAGUCUAUCCGCAAUUACCUUUGACUCUGACUUUGAGACGAAAGCAGAAAGGAAAAGUUUCCACAAACCUCCACCCACAUCACUGAAGUCACCUUAUCACUCUAAACCGAGGAAAGUGGCAUCCUGGAGGUCUCUGAGGACGGCAGCAAGCAUGCCUCUUGGUAACAGAACGUCCUUAACCCCACAGAAGCUGUGGCUGGGAAGCUCGAAGCCAGGAAGUCUGACCCAGCCCCUGAAGUCAGACCUGACCUUGGAGCAGGCGUGGGCCAGCGCCCCCAGCACUACUCCCGACUAUCUGAGAGCAGCCUUAAGAGUGAAGAGGUCCAAUCUCAGGCGUUCUGCCAGCAAUGGUCACGUUCCCAGGACCCCUGUCUACAGAGAGAAGGAAGACAUGUACGACGAGAUCAUUGAGCUGAAGAAGUCCCUGCACGUGCAGAAAAGUGACGUGGACCUCAUGAGAACAAGGCUGCGGCGCCUGGAGGAGGAAAACAACAGGAAGGACCGGCAGAUACAGCAGCUCUUGGACCCGUCCCGAGACCCGGAUUUUGUUCGGACUCUGGCAGAGAAAAGGCCCGAUGCCGGCUGGGUCGUUAACGGGCUAAAGCAGAGGAUUCUGAGGCUGGAGCAGCAGUGCAAGGAGAAGGACAACACGAUCAACAAACUGCAGACUGAUAUGAAGACCACUAACUUGGAGGAGAUGAGAAUCGCCAUGGAGACGUACUACGAGGAGAUUCAUCGUCUCCAGACUCUCUUGGCGAGCUCCGAGACCGCGGGAAAGAAGACUCCGGGGGAGAAGAGACUGGGCGUCAAGAGGCCGAAGAAAGUGAGCAGCGCCCUCCUGAGCUUGUCCCGGAGCGUCCAGGAGCUCACGGAGGAGAACCAAAGCCUGAAGGAAGACCUGGACCGUGUGCUGAGCAACUCCCCCACCGUCUCCACCACGAAGGGUUACACGGAGUGGAGUAAGCCCCGGCUGCUGAGACGGAUCGCGGAGCUGGAAAAAAAAAUAAGUUGGAUGGAAAGCCCCACAUCACAGGCUUCAGAAGAGGUCAAGUCAAACGCCCCGGUGCAGUCUGCGUCCAGCUCCACCGUGCCCCGGCAGCCGAGAUGUGACCGGCACCAGGAGAGCGAGCGUCUCCGGGGGACGGUGCAGAGCCUGAGAGGCGAGCGGGACGCGCUGCAGAUGCAGCUUCAGGAGAAAGAUUUGGAAGUGAGACAGCUGCUACAGACAAACGCCACCUUGCAGAAGGAGCUGGAGGGCGUGAGGGAAGGGGAGGAGGAGAGGAGAGGAAGAGAGGAGGCUCUGAGAGAGGAAAUUCAAACACUUACCAAGAAGUUUCAAGAACUGGAAGAAAUUAAGAGAGAAGAAAAAGACGACCCCGUGGAAAUGACCCCGGAGACCCCGGAAGAACCCCGACCUUCCCUUCCCACCAGCAGGCCCUCUCAGCAGGACUCUGAGCCAGAUACAAGCGAGGAGGGCUUCUCCCGGCCCCCCUCCACCUGCUCCGAGGGGCGAAGAGACACGGCAGCCAGGAUCCUGCAGAGCCGGUGGAGGGUAUACAGACACCAGAAAAAAAAGGCCGUCCUGGACGAGGCGGCUGUGGUGCUUCAGGCAGCGUUCAGGGGACAUGUAGCGCGGGUGAAGCUGUUGUCAAGCGAGGCGUGCGCCCCAGAACCCCCCAGCCCGCCCAGACAGGACCCUCCGUCACCGCGUGUUCCAAGCCCCACCGUCCAGGCCCAGGGCAGCCCGGGACAGGAGGAGGCCAUCACCGCCAUCCAGUCCGUCCUGCGGGCGCACCUGGCACGGGUCAGGCGCAGCGCCGCCGGUCAGAGAGCCGUCGCCGCAGCCCCCAGAAGGAGGCAGCCCGUUCCGGCCACACACAGCCAGCUCUCCUCGCCACCCUGCCCGGGCCCUUCUCCUGGUCAAGAGGACAGUGAGGCGAGCGGCGGGGAGACCACGGAGGGGCCGGCGGCCGAGGACGAGGCUCCGGUGAAUCCAGCAGCCCUGCAGCCCCGCUGCGGGCCGUCCUCUCCCUCGGGACCGGGACCCGCAGACGACGGCAGCUCUGACGACUCCGAUGAGAUCGUGGUGGCCCCGGCUGUGGCCCCGAGGAAGGCCGCCUCCCCACCCUAGGUUCCGGGCCUGCCCCUCACGCGGCGACGGCCCUGCAGGGAAGCUCGGGGUUUGGAGGACGAAGCGUGUCCUAGAGGACGUGGGAACUACAGUUAUGACUGGAGAGUAUUUUACCUUGUUAACCAAGAGCUCCGUGCUCCACACACACCUCAGCAGCCUGGUCGGUGCUCCUCUUCCGUUGGUCUGGUCGCCUGUUUGGUUGCUUGUUCAGGGAAUCCUGAAUGAUCUCGUCUCCGGGAAGGGCCGGCGGCGCAGUUUUCGGUGUCAGACGGACAGACGCUUCUGCCCAGGACGGGCCAGCCGGGGGCCCUGCAAAGACGCGGUCUCGGCAGCCGCUUCCUGGCCUCCGGCCGUGAGCUGGGAACACCCGCCUUGUCUGGAGCCGUGCUGACGGCUCCCCGUUCCUCUCCUGCCACCGCCUUCUCUGGCACCGCGUGCUCUGAUCUCCACCCGGCAAGUAGGCAAAGUACUUUCUGGAAGAGACACAUAUGACAGACCCCUGUGGCAGGAUACGGCGUCUCCAAGUCUCGUGAGACAUGAGGACAUCGGGGCCCCAAGAGGGGCUCAUGUUCCUCAGGCUCCUCCUCCUGCCCCUCUCCACGCAGACCUUCCCCCACCAUCAUCCCCACCGCCAGGGCCCUGUGCCCAAGAGGUGCUGUGCCCAGGAAGGAGUCUGGCGAGACCCUGUCACUGGAUAGGCCAAGCCUUAAAAGGCACCAAACCCUAACCACGAAGUACCAUCAGGUUUGCCUUUGAGAAGUGCAGCGGCACAGCUGUCCCCAGACCCCGGGCAGGGAAGGGGUGCUGGGCUCACCCACGGGCCGCAGGUGAUGGGGGUGCUCCGGGCCCUUGCUGCGUGCGGGCCCCAGCUCCCGCCCAGCCUGUGCCACACAAACACACAGCCCCCCCCUUUGUCUGCAAGGUCAGCCUUUGUUGAUGGAACGAGAAGAGCCUCAGGCUCGCGGUCAGGGGGGGGGACGUCAAGGGCGUCUUAAGAGCCCCGUGUCCCCAGGCCGGGCGUCCAACUCUCCACAGGUCCACAGGCCACACACCUGGCGUGAGGAAGCUCGCUCUUGCCUGGACUGAGUGUGCCGGCUGGAGCCCUUCUGAGGUCGAACCUUGGGGAGUAGGAUGCGUUCUUCUUUGGGGAAACCCUUGGCCCUCCUCACCGUGGCCAGGAAGCUUCUGGCGCCACAACCAGCUAGAGCCCGUCCAUGGUCGUCCACCCCGAGCUGCCGGGACCACCCGGUCAGGCUCCGUCCACACAACAGCUUGAGAAAAAAAAGCCCAGCCAGAAAGCUAGGCCGAUUUAGUCUUUUGUUGGUUUGGUCUGUGGGCUGUGAAGUCCCAUUUUCUUGUUUCUCGUUUUUCCCACUGGACCGACUGGUAACUGGACCGAAUCUGUUGCCGCCCCUGGCUUGUUUCACGCGUGGGGUCUGUUCCCCAGUGACCCGACCACCCUCCCCUGGGUCCCGGGCUCGGAGCUAAGGGUCUGUAGGGGCUGGGCGAGCGCUGGGGGCCUGCCCGCUCCUGGGGCGAGGCUCCUCCCACCCGUCACUCAAACAACGGGCAUUUCCACCCACUCGUCAUUCGGGCCCUGGAGAACAAGGCCCCGCGUGGCGUCCGGGCUGGUCUGUGUGCCGUGACCGGAGGGGCCUGGCCAGCGGGCAGGGCCACGAAGGCAAGAUCGGUCCGUGUGCUUGUGUUUUCCAAGGAGACGACCCCAAGAACUGUAAAUAUGUACACGCGUCUGCCUGUGUGCCUUCCGGGCAGCAUUGUUGAUCUAUUAAAAGCAAACAUUCUCGAA